UGCUCAUCGAAAAAAGGACUUUCAGGUCUCGAGAAGGUGUGUGAGACGAAGAAGCCGACGCAGCUUCGCUCUUCACCCUUUCCUGCAUCUUGCCUCUACUCUUUCUUCUUCUCUACGGUCUCCUCACUCGACCCAUCCAUUCGUUUAUCUUAUCUUAUCUAGCCGUCGUGUACCUCAAGCACAUCAUGGUCGCACCUCCCGCUGCAGCCACUCUGCGGACGAUGCCGAGGGGAACGGCUUCUCUCGCAGCAUUGACCAGACGCGGUGCUGGCAUCGCUCCAUCUAUAGCGAGGUCUACACCCUCAGCAUUACCAUCAUCGUCGCAGCGCUCCCUACACUCAACAGCUUUGCGCUCCUCCGACCCUUACCCGAAGGACCCUCGACAGCGCUUCACACCUCCUUCGCCCUACGUCCCGCUAGAAGCGCGACCGCUGAACAUGCCAUUCAUCCUGCCGGACGGUUCGCCUGCUCGAGUAGUCGAGAACGACUCACACGACAUCCUGUCCGUCUAUGCUGCCAUUGGCGGCGGAUCGAAAGACGAAAUCAUCGCGAGCUUUGAGAGGCAAAAGGGUCACAAGGCUCGGGUGAGCUUGCAUGGCGUGGUGCAGGAUUCGCGUGCCCAGAGCGAGGACAUAUGGAAGCUGCGUGUGGGACCGAAGGCGGGAGGAGAUGAGGUCAGGGCAGCUUGGAUCGCUGUGUAUGCCUUCUGGCUGCGCCGAGACCCUUACGAGCGUUUGCCGAUCUCCAUCGUCGACUCUCCCCGUCUUCGCAGCUACAUGAUCGCAACGGGUCUCGGCUUCCAACCACCCGACAGCAGCACAGAGGGCCACCUCCUUCUAGACCGCAGCGCCUUCUAUCAAGGAGCGGGAGCCCCUCUCGACCUCUCUUUCCUCCGCACUCCCGAGCCGCAAGGUCAUCAAGACUUCGGCGUCCCUCUAGCCUCUCCCUCGUUCCCCUCCAUCCUCUCCUUCACCUCCAGCCAGUCCCCAGCAUACUGCACUACUCACCCUCUUCGUCCACCGAAGCCCCCUGUUGGAUCACUCCUUUAUGCGCGAUACCAACCUAGCGUCUCAAGCCUGUUCCAGCUUUACCACCUAAAUGCGGAGGACCCCGCUCACUUCGAGGCGUACGCCCGCUGGCAGAACUCGGAUCGUGUCAACGUUGGGUGGAAGGAGAGAGGGUCGGAUGAGCAUCACCUCAAAACGUUGAAGGGGGUAGAGGAAGACCCGCACAAGAUGAGCUUCAUGUUCGCCUGGGAUGGAAAGGUAGCGGGAUACGCUGAGGCAUCCUGGAACAUGGAAGACCCAAUGGCUCCCUUCGUCAGGAGCGGCGGUGGCAACUACAUUGGGCCUUGGGACCAGGGAGUUCACAUGCUAACUGGAGAAGAGUGGGCAAGAGGUCGCCACCGAUUCGUAGCUACCACUGUCAACUUGAGGCACUUCUGCUUCCUCAGAGAGCCGCGAACAGACGUUGUAGUGAGCGAACCGCGCUACGAUCUAGGGAUUGUCAGCCUCCAUCGAGCGUACUCGCCUGUAGAGAAUAUGGGCGAGGCCGAGCUCCCACACAAACGCACCAAUUGGCUCCGUCAGCAUAAGGAGAGGUUCUACAAGGAGGCCGGCUUCUGGUGCUAAGGAGGCGGAGUGAGAGAGGAACGUUCAAUGCGGCUACGAGUAGGAAUGUCAUUCGGUUGCGUAAAGUCUAUUGGUUGGCAUGUCAUACACACAUACUACGCAAUGGAAUCGCACGACACUGCCUCUCAUCGACCC
This is a messenger RNA of Jaminaea rosea, 1766 nucleotides long. RefSeq lists its product as hypothetical. The transcript is spliced from 2 exons. Gene Ontology annotation, biological process: siderophore biosynthetic process. The record is from RefSeq and is a predicted model, not a curated record. The coding region runs from base 186 to 1631 and encodes 481 amino acids. Lineage: Eukaryota; Fungi; Basidiomycota; Exobasidiomycetes; Microstromatales.